Molecule: messenger RNA, 1614 nt
Organism: Trypanosoma cruzi
Lineage: Eukaryota; Euglenozoa; Kinetoplastea; Trypanosomatida; Trypanosomatidae
Exons: 1
Coding region: 1-1614 (537 amino acids)
Biological process (GO): regulation of gene expression
Cellular component (GO): nucleus
Molecular function (GO): histone binding
Source: RefSeq, a predicted model, not a curated record
AUGUAUUUGCGUAGUCCAGGCACUUUGGUGAUCUAUUUGUCUGUGUGUCUGUGUGCGUGUUUUUUUGUUUUGUUUUGUUUUUUUUGCUCUAUUCGUAUACAUGUCAUUUUUCAUUGGUUUUAUGUUUGUUGUUGUUUUGGCCAAUUGAACGGCCCCUUCAACUUUAGUAAAGAAGCCAUGGAUUCCCUGGGAAACAGAGAGACACCGCAGGAGAGUGAGGGAAAUUCCCAGAGAGAGGCUUCUUCAAGAAGUUCACCGAAGUCAAGCGAUGUUCCGUACCAAGAAAAAAAGGAAUUCUGCACCUGGCGCAAGCAUGUGCGUGAUCUGUACCAGUACCUCGUCCACAUUGAUCUUGUGUGGGAAAGUCCUUCCGCGCGGUUGAUGCCGUAUAUGACUGCGAAAAACGGCCUGGCCACGCAGACCGUGUUGUGUUGUUCCAGAACUGGUGGCUUGGAGCAGCAGUACAUACAGUUACUAUCUGUGACGACACCGAAUACUGUCGAGUCGCUUGAUCGCACGUAUGACACUUACUGCGACGCAACUGGCGAGGUUGGUGGCUACGGGAUGGCGCCAAGUCAAGUAGACAUGAAAGUUGAGCGGCGCAUGUUACACGAUGGGGAUCCUUUAAUAGUGCGUUAUAUGCACGCCAAUCCGCUUAUCAUCGCAUCAGGUUCGAGUGAUGGCAAUGCGUACGUCUUUGAUUGGUCGCGUAUUUCGCUAAACAAGUUUCCCAAUGAUCCGGCUCGGCCCCGUGCUCCGCUUCCACCCAAUGAUCCGGCUCGGCCCCGUGCUCCGCUUCCACCCAAUGAACUCAGUUCAAACCCCACCGACGAGGAACGCAUGACGUACCACAGGCGAAUGCAGGCCUUGAAUGCGGUGGUGACGGAACAGGAUCGAUGGGACAAGCGAAGAGGGGAGGGACAACAUCUGCUGAAACUUUCUGGCGGAAGCGGUUCUUGUGAGGCACUUGACUGGAGUGUUACCUCCGAUGGGACGCUGGCGUCCGGUUCGGUUGGAGUUGUAUGCUACUGGCACGUGGGAAACACGGCGAAGGAUGAUGAUCGCACCCUCACGCCGUCCCAUACGUAUAAACUGGAGGAUGGUGAGGCUCGGGUGAGUGAAAUUUCCUUUUCUUGGAAGGAUCCCCAUGCGUUUGUGGUAUCGUGUGAAACUGGAACAGUUCUCUACGGCGAUGUAAGAACACCGGAUCUCAUGGAGCUGUUUUCACUGCCAAACGGAGUCACAUCGAUUUCUCUCUCGCCACUCGAUGGUAAUUCUUUCUUGGUUGGUGCAGAGAAUGGCGAGGUACUUUACUACGAUCUUCGUAAAAGCACAGAUGCUGUGAUGUUAUUUGGCCGUAUGCACAAUGGGCCGGUGUCUGUGGUCCAGUGGUGUCCGCACUCUCGACAUCUCUUCAGCAGUGGCGGUGGCGAUGGGAAGUGCUGCAUUUAUAAUGCCACGUCAAAUCGUUUGCUGUUUAAGCACGCGGGACACACCGAAAAUGUAACGGACCUCUCGUGGAAUUGGCAGGAGGGAUUUGAGGGUCACCUGAUCUCUGUGGAUAGCAACAGCGUGAUGCUCUGGAGGCCCAGGGACAUGUUUUUUGUCUCGUGA